GCAAAACGCAGUCCAGCAAAUCAACUUUCUGCUGAACAUCUCCGCCUCAGGCCUGGACGUAAUCGGCUACCGACACGCGAUAACUCUGCCGUGUAACCACAGUCGCGAUCUACAAUAUAUGCGAGUCCUCGGGCACUUUCACGCGCCCCUCAAUUGAGCAGCGGGCUCUCUUGGGACAACGCGCUAUCCAGCGAAUCAUCCUGUCUCCGUCACCGCCAGAAAGGACGUGCAUCAGUGUGACGUUGGACUUUCUCCCGUCAUCGAGUGGUGUGGCUGUUGCUGCCGUUGAAUCCCUCUUCAGAGGAGCAUUAGACAGCUCAAAUACUACGAGACUUGAUUUCCAAGAACGACCAACAUCGCUAUGGCUACAGAGAAGGAGAUCGGCGACCACGAUUUGGUGGGAGGGAAGUUUGACGAUCCAGAGCACUUGGAAGCCGUGCGUCAGGAAGCCCUGCACCAUGGGCAUCUUUCUGCAGAGGAGCUCGAGAUUGAGAAGAAGUUGAGAAAGAAAAUUGAUGCGCGAAUCAUGCCAGUGCUUAUCACUAUUUAUUUGAUGAACUACAUUGAUAGGAACAACUACGCCGCAGCACGUUUACAGGGUCUGGAGGCGGACCUUGAUCUUAAUGGCGAUCAGUAUCAGACAGGUCUCUCGAUCUUAUUCGUUGGUUACAUUCUAAUGCAGGUACCGUCCAAUCUCAUCCUCAACUGGGUGGGCAGACCUUCGUUGUAUCUCGGCUGCGCGACUGUCGCUUGGGGAUUGGUAUCCUGCUUGACAUCUCAGGUGCACGACUACUCCGGCAUCGUCGCAGCGCGUUUCAUCCUUGGUAUCGUGGAAGCGCCUUUCUUCCCAGGCGCAUUAUUUUAUCUGAGCAAGUGGUAUACCAAGGAAGAGCUAGCGAAGCGUAACGCUAUCUUCUAUGCUGGAUCACUGGUGUCUGGUGCAUUCGGUCCUCUCAUCGCUGCAGGUAUCCUGAGCGGUUUGGAUGGACAUAUGGGUCUUGCUGCUUGGAAAUGGCUUUACAUCAUUGAAGGUGCUAUCACCAUGGCUGUUGGUAUUGCAGCGAUCUUCAUCCUGCCUGACUUCCCGGAAACCUGGAAUGGGUUGAGCCCAGAGAUGAAGCGUGUAGCCGUCAGACGUCUGGCUAUCGAUGCUGCCGAGGCUGAUACUGAUGAAGCUGGUGGCAUGAGCCAAAUAAAGGGCAUGAAGCUUGCAUUCACAGAUCCCAAGACUUAUAUCCUGGCGAUCGCAUACAUGGGUAUCACUGGUUCAGCAGGGUUCCAGAACUUCUUUCCCACCCUCACACAGACACUCGGCUACAAUCGGAUCAUCUCCCUGCUCCUCGUCGCCCCACCCUACGUCUUCAUGGUCUUCUAUUCCUACGGUCACUGCUACCUGUCUGAUCACGUCGGCAAACGCUUCUGGUUCCUCGCCUAUCCGGUCGCCAUAUCGAUAAUCGGUUUCUUGAUCUUCAUGUUCACUGAUGACUUCGGGCCACGCUACUUUUCCUUCUUUCUUAUGAACUUCGUCUUCGCCCAGAACGGCACAAUUUACGCUUGGAUUUCGAACGCUAUUCCACGUCCUCCCGCCAAGCGUGCGGCUGCAUUGGCAUUCAUCAACAGUAUUGGUAAUUCGGCAUCCAUCUGGACGCCAUUCACGUACAUCCCAAGCUCGAAACCGCACUAUAGGCCGGCUUUGGGUGUGUGUAUUGGUCUUCAAAUCCUUAGCUUGAUGUGCUUCCUGAUCAUGAAGUUCUAUCUCGAGGCGCAGAACAAGCAGAUGGCGCGUAUGGAGAAUGAAGACAGUCAGUUGACGGAGAAGGAUAUGAAGAAGUUAAGCAGGACGGCAGAGGCGGAGGGCAUUGACAUUGCAGCUGCGAGGAUCUUGCAGAAGGGGUACAGGUACAUGAUCUAG
Molecule: messenger RNA, 1912 nt
Organism: Didymella exigua CBS 183.55
Lineage: Eukaryota; Fungi; Ascomycota; Dothideomycetes; Pleosporales; Didymellaceae
Product: putative MFS transporter
Exons: 5
Coding region: 362-1912 (516 amino acids)
Biological process (GO): transmembrane transport
Cellular component (GO): membrane
Molecular function (GO): transmembrane transporter activity
Source: RefSeq, a predicted model, not a curated record